This is a messenger RNA of Phascolarctos cinereus (koala), 3378 nucleotides long. RefSeq names its product protein kinase cAMP-dependent type II regulatory subunit alpha (gene PRKAR2A). Gene Ontology annotation, molecular function: cAMP binding; cAMP-dependent protein kinase inhibitor activity; protein kinase A catalytic subunit binding. Gene Ontology annotation, cellular component: cAMP-dependent protein kinase complex; cytosol. Gene Ontology annotation, biological process: negative regulation of cAMP-dependent protein kinase activity. Lineage: Eukaryota; Metazoa; Chordata; Mammalia; Diprotodontia; Phascolarctidae. The record is from RefSeq and is a predicted model, not a curated record.
CGCGCCUCCAGUGUGACAGCGGCGGCUGAGGCGCCCGCAGCCUGAGCCCGCGGUGAGGGGAAGGGGGCGGUGGCUCCGCGGGGAGGAAGUGCAGCCGGAGGAGGAGGAGGAGGCCGAGGCGGCCGACGGGCACGGGCCGACGGGGGCACGCUGCGUCCUCCAGCAGAGUGAGAGCGGCGGUCCGAGCGAGGCUCCGGCCCGCGUGCGAGGACGAGCGUCUGCCCGGCGCCUGGGCCCGUGCUGCGGGUGAGGAACCGCCCCCUGCGCGCCGGGAGGAGCGGCGUGUGAGCGCCUCGGCUUCGGCCUCGGCCCCGGCCCGCCCGAGAGUGCGGAGCCGCCGCCCCUGCGGCCCGGCCCCGGCCGCGUGUGAGGGAGGCAGCCCGACCAGCGGCCCUCGCCCCCGCCAUGAGCCACAUCGAGAUCCCGCCCGGGCUCACGGAGCUCCUGCAGGGCUACACGGUGGAGGUGCUGAGGAACCACCCCGAUGACCUGGUGGACUUCGCCGUGGACUAUUUCACCCGCCUCCGGGACAGCCGCAACCUCGGCGGGCAGGGCGAGGGGAAAGACAGCGACGAAGAGGAGGACGAAGACUUUGAACCACCAGUUAUUAACAGAUACUGUAGAAGAGUAUCAGUAUGUGCUGAAUCUUUCAAUCCAGAUGACGAAGAUGAUACAGAGCCAAAGGUGGUUCAUCCCAAGUCUGAUGAACAAAGAUCCAGACUUCAGGAAGCUUGCAAAGAUAUCCUUCUCUUCAAAAAUCUUGAUCAGGAGCAGUUGUCUGAGGUCCUUGACGCCAUGUUUGAGAGGACUGUGGUGUCUGAAGAACACGUCAUUGACCAAGGGGAUGAUGGUGAUAACUUUUAUGUCAUCGAACGAGGCUCAUAUGACAUUCUGGUAACUAAAGAUAGUCAAAGUAAACGUGUUGGCCAAUAUGAUAAUCGUGGCAGUUUUGGAGAACUCGCCUUGAUGUACAACACUCCCAGAGCUGCUACCAUAGUUGCCACAACAGAAGGUUCAUUGUGGGGUCUGGAUCGAAUAACAUUCAGAAGAAUCAUAUUGAAAAACAAUGCAAAGAAGAGGAAAAUGUUUGAAUCGUUUAUUGAAUCUGUGCCUCUACUGAAAUCCCUAGAGAUUUCAGAGAGAAUGAAGAUUGUGGAUGUGAUAGGUGAAAAGAACUAUAAAAAUGGAGAACGAAUUAUUGCUCAGGGUGAGAAAGCAGAGAGCUUUUAUAUCGUGGAGUCUGGAGAAGUAAAAAUCCUGAUUAAAAGCAAGACAAAUAAGGACACAGAGGAUGAAGUGGAAAUUGCCCGGUGUCAAAAAGGACAGUAUUUUGGAGAGCUUGCUCUUGUCACCAACAAACCCAGAGCAGCUUCUGCUUAUGCAGUUGGAGAUGUCAAAUGCUUAGUUAUGGAUGUCCAGGCAUUUGAGAGGUUGCUCGGACCCUGCAUGGACAUUAUGAAGAGGAAUAUUUCCAAUUAUGAAGAGCAGCUGGUGAAAAUGUUUGGUUCAAGCAUGGACCUGAAUGACCCAGGAAUUUAGGCACAGCAUCUCCCUUCUCCCCCGUGCCUUCUCAGUUUGACACAGAAACUCCUCCUGUCAACAACACAACAUAUAAGGAAAACAGACACUACAGAACAGUUCCUGCCGUUGCUGCUGCUGCUGUUGUCUUGGGCAUUUUAGAAAAUGUGUCUCAGUGUAUUUGGAUGGGUAGAGGCUGAAUCUAUGCCUCCACUUUGCUGCUGAAAUUCCAUUUAUUAGACUUAAUUUCAUAAUGUUUUUAACCCAUUUUUCACACCUUUGGUUCAGAAUGGCAUGUCUCUCCAGCAAUUUAAGUGCCUGAUACAAAGUCCAAAGUGUAAAAUCCUCUUUUUUUUCCUCUUGCUGCUGCUACUCCUAUUGGCUGUUCUUUUUUUUCUUUUUCUUUUUCUUUUUUUUUUUUAAACAAAGCUGCAAAAACUGGUUCUGUCCCCAGGGAGAAAAGAUUUACAGCCUCUGAUCUCUUCCUUUGUCGUUACCUCUAAGAAUGUCAAAAUCUGCUCUGAAUUGUAGCUUUUAGAUUUGAAAUUUAAAAUUACCUGGAUAUUUUAAAGUAACUCUCUUUAGAAUAUUAUGGUACUGUGAUGUUUGUGCUAUCUACUGAAAGCUAUACAUGUUACAGGUGAUCCCAAGGCAUUUGGAUAUUCUUUGAAGAGAGUACAGUGCUGAAACAUAGGUCAUAGUCAUAGGUCAUUCAUCAGUAAACCAUGUCUUAAAGGAAGAAAGAUAAAAGGGAGGGUCUGAGAGUUAGUUUUUUCAGCCUCCUAUGGAUGACAGAGCCAAUUAAAAAUAAAAGUUUCUCUCUACAGUUAGUACGACUAAAUUGUCAUCCGUGUAAAACAAGGAGUCUGGAGAUGUGAUAGGUUUAACUUCUUGAAAAACUUCUUGAUUAAGCUGCUGUCACCUUUUUCUUUCCAGUUGUCCACAUCAGCAGGUGGUGGUAAUAUUGCUGAGAAGUUGACCUGUUCCUCUGUAGGAGAGCCCUUUCUAUUGCUCAGAGAUAUCUUAUAGCUUUGCUGUUGAAUGAUAAGUUUUAAAACUCUUUUUAAAGAAGAAAAAGCUCCUUUUUGUAACUUAAAAGUAAAAAAUAUUUCUGGACUCAAGGGAGUUCCCCUCACUUGCAUUCUUUUAUAGUAUUCUCUCACUCAGCUAGACAUUCCCAGAUGUCAACUGUAUUUUCAAAAAGUUGGGAACAUUUACUAUUUCAAGGAAUUUUUUUUAAAAGGCUUUGUAAUUGGGGAGUUCAGGAUGUUUGGUGUUCUAUUUGUCUUCUUUAGGAGGUAAUGUAAAUUUGUGUUUGAAUAGAGCACCUUUAGCCUUUAAUGUAUAUGUCAAGUACAAUUUUGAGUUCCCUUGAUUGCUUGACAUGCUUUGCAAUAAGAUUUUUUUCCAUCGGAGUGAUUGAGAAUCUAUCCUAAGGGGAUCACAGAAGCAGCACAAAAAUUACAUAAAGAUUAUUAAGUUUAUAGCAAGGUAAUAGUAGAUCUAGAGGCUCUUCCUAUUUUCCGUUUUCUUUUGAGUUGUAUGACUCACUGGGACCUGCCCAAGUGAUUAUGUAUCUGGGGUUGUAUAAUUCUCAUUGUGGAUGAUGAUGCUAGUAGAACUGACCUAAUUAUUUACCUUUCAUCACUGGUGAGCUAGUGCUCUGCCAUGGGCAUAUGGCCAGUAUGACUGACACCUGUGAAAAGCAUGACAGCAUGUAGUUACCCCCCUACACACACACACAUACACGAUGAACUUUCAGCCAGCAGCAAUCCUUAUUGAUUCAUCUUAAGGGUUUGGGUUUUGUUUUUUUUUUUUGCUUUGGUUACAUGAAUUGGAAGCAGAUUGAAUCUUUUCUAA